UCAUUAGUCUCUCUUUCAAUCUCAUUAUUUGCCUUUUCGAUAUUUUUCCUUCUUCCUUUUUUUCGCAGUCGUAUAAUUUUCUUCCUCUGUCUCACCUAAUAUCAUCCUCAUCCUCACCAUCAUUUGUCUCACAUCACCUUCCUCUGUCUACCUAUUCAGUCUCUUGCCUUCCAUCAUCACCAUCAUCAUCAUCCUUAUCAUCAUCCAACGAAAACAACAUCUUCCUUCAUUCUUCUAAUAAUUUCACCAAUCUAGUGUUGUAUUUGUUUGUUUGUUGUCGUUGUUGUUUCGGCUUACAUCUUUCCUUGUUAACUGCUUGUUUUUGUUUUCCUUUUUAUUGUUAAAUUCAACCAAAUUGUGAUUCCAUUAUUUUGAUGAACCUCAUUUUAAUCAACUUAACCCUUCAUCUUCUUCCACAUCAUCUCCAUCAUCGUAUGUAAAACUCAAUAAUGGAUGAAAAGGGUGAGACCAUGAUGAUGGAUCUUUCCAAGGAGGAAGAUAAAGAAGGAUCUAGUAAAAAUAUGUAUCUGUAUGGCGAAGAGCCCAAUGAACGGCCAGCAGUGUCAACCAUCUUAUCCAAAUUAGCCAAUUAUAAUUAUCUACCCUUGACAACCAAAGAAGGCGAUCCCAAUGGUACACCAAAGGGAGGUGGCGGUGGCGGUGGUGGAGCUCAAUUAGGUACCAUAGCUGGUGUCUAUUUACCAUGUAUUCAAAAUAUUUUCGGUGUUAUCCUGUUUAUCAGAAUGGUCUGGAUUGUGGGAACUGCCGGUGUUCCAGCAGCUUUUCUCAUUGUUUUCAUCUGUUGUUCAGUCACCUUUUGUACCUCAAUCUCCCUUUCAGCCAUAGCAACCAAUGGUAUCGUGCCCGCUGGUGGUUCCUACUUUAUGAUCUCCCGUGCCCUGGGUCCUGAAUUUGGUGGAGCUGUGGGUGUUUUAUUCUUCCUUGCCACCGGUGUUGCUGGAGCCAUGUACAUUGCUGGUGCCAUUGAGAUUAUACUUAAAUACAUUACACCCGAAUUAGCUCUUUUCGGUGAUCUCAAUGAGCAAUCCGUUUUAUAUCAUAAUAUAAGAUUUUAUGGGACAAUGAUAUUGAUUGUUUCGGUAAUCAUUGUUUUCAUUGGGGUUAAAUUUGUAUCUAAAGUGGCACCCUUUGCUUUAGCUGUUUGUUUGUUGUCCAUUUUUUCCAUCUAUUUUGGAGUCUUCAUCAACUAUAAUGGUACUCCUGACACUUUUUGCAUGGUUGGGUCAAGGAUAAUGUCCAAUACAGGGUACAAAAAUUGCAAUAAAAACUCUUCCGAUCCGGAUUCCAUUUGGCAUGUUUUCUGUGUUUUCCACAAUCAAAGUGUAACCGAACCAGAUCAGGUAAAGGUUGGCCCUGGAUUGUACAAUAGACGUUUAGAUAUACGGUUACAGCAUCGAUCUGAAAUUGAUGGUACCAUGAUUGAGCCCCAUUGGGAUUGUGAUCCAUAUUUUAAGAAUCAUGAAGUUAAAUUGGCUCGUUCAGUUCCCGGUAUUGCUUCUGGAGUAAUCAAAGAAAAUCUUGCCCUCCGUUUCAGGGAGAAAGGUGAUGUUGUUACCAUGGAUCCUGACGCUCGUUAUCCACCGGAAUUGCCACCUUAUUCAAAUAUAUUUGUUGAUUUAACGACAUCGUUUACAUUUUUUGUGGCCGUUUACUUUCCUUCUUGUACUGGAAUCUUAGCUGGUUCCAAUCGUUCAGGUGAUUUGGCUGAUGGUCAAAAAUCAAUCCCAGUAGGAACCAUUGCUGCUCAACUGACAACCUCUUUUGUUUACCUUUCCUCGGUUGUACUCUUUGGAGCUUGUUUCAAUAAUUUGUUUAUUCGUGAUAAAUUUGGAGAUUGUGCUGGAGGCCAACUGGCUGUUACCCUGGUUGCUUGGCCUUAUCCAAAGUUAAUUGUUUUCGGAGCCCUUUUCUCAACCCUUGGAGCAGCCCUUCAAUCCCUUACUUCAGCACCUCGUCUCAUUCAGGCCAUUGCCAAUGAUGGAAUCAUUCCCUUUCUCAACAGGUUUGCCGUCAUGGAUUCCCGAGGUGAACCUGUUCGUGCCCUCAUGUUAACAACUGUAAUCGCCUGGGCAGCACUUCUUAUUGGUAAUUUGGACUUUAUAGCACCCAUUUUGACAAUGUUUUUCUUAAUGUGUUAUAUGUUUGUCAACCUUGCUUGCACCCUUCAAUCACUUCUUAAAACACCAAAUUGGAGGCCAAGGUUCAAAUAUUAUCAUUGGUCAUUAUCAAUGACAGGAGUUUUCCUGUGUUUAUUUGUUAUGUUUAUUUCAUCUUGGUAUUAUGCUUUAUCAGCAAUAAUUAUAGCUGGUUGUGUAUAUAAAUAUAUUGAAUAUCGAGGAGCUGAAAAGGAGUGGGGCGAUGGUUUCAGGGGUUUAGCCCUUUCAGCGGCCAGAUAUUCAUUGUUAAGGUUGGAGGAUGCUCCACCACACACCAAAAAUUGGCGACCUCAGAUAAUGGUUUUGUUGAAAUUAUCUGGUGGUGAUGAGUUGAUCAUCAAGAAACGUAAUCUAUUAACUUUUGUGGCUCAAUUAAAGGCUGGUAAAGGUUUAACCCUGGUCUGUACCUGUAUAGAUGGAAAUACAAAUUCAAUUGAAGCUCAGGCAAGAGCUUCAGCUGCCAAACAAACAAUUGUUAAAGCAAUGAACGAGGAAAAGGUUAAAGGUUUUGUUAAUGUACUAAUUACAAAUAAUGUUGCUGAUGGUCUAUCAUAUUACAUUCAAUCAGCUGGUUUAGGUGGAUUAAAGCAUAAUACAGUACUUCUUGGUUGGCCUCAUGGUUGGAGACAAUCGAUGAACAGUAGUAAAGUGGAUGUCUUCUUGCAAACAAUUAGAAAUGUGACUGCCUCUAAAAAUGCUUUACUUAUUCCAAAAGGAGUUGAUCAAUGGCCAGAGACAACUUCACCAGGUUUAACUGGAUUUAUUGAUGUUUGGUGGAUAGUCCAUGAUGGUGGAAUGCUCAUGUUACUGCCCUUCUUAUUGAAACAGAACAAAGUUUGGAAAAAUUGUAAACUACGGGUAUUUACUGUUGCCCAAAUGCAAGAUAAUUCAAUACAAAUGAAGAAAGACCUUAAAGCUUGGUUAUACGCUAUCCGUAUUGAAGCCUCUGUUGAGGUAAUUGAAUUUAACGACACCGAUAUUUCUCAAUAUACCUAUGAACGUACCCUUCGAAUGGAACAGCGUACCGAAAUGUUACGCCAAAUGGCCAGAGCUGCUGCUGAAGCCAAUUCAGGUUCAUCUUCAAAUGUAACUGGUGGAACAGUGGCCAAGGCAGUUCGUUUUGCUACCAGACGUAAAUCAUCAACUACUUCCAAUCCAACCACCUCUGAUCCGUCUUCCCCACCUUCAACUACAACCACUUUUGGUCCCACUGCCACGGUUGUCGAUAUUAUACCAUCACAACCAGUUUUUACCGUUUCCCAGGCUACACCUCCAGGGUCGCCGGAAAGGAAACACAAAAAUAUAUUGGAUAAUGUGCCAAAUCAAGAUGAAAAUGCUCCUCCACCUUUGGAAACAAAUAAACUCCUAAACCUUAAACCUGAUGAAAAUAAUGUUCGCCGGAUGAACACUGCUGUUAAAUUAAAUGAAGCCAUUGUGGACAAAAGUCAUUCAGCGAAGCUCAUUUUCAUCAAUCUACCAGGACUGCCAAGAGAUAUUGCCCAUGGAAGAGGUUCAACUGAAUCAGCUCACCAUUAUAUGGAAUUUUUGGAAGCUUUGACAGAAGGCUUGGAUCGAGUAGUUCUAGUCAGAGGCGGUGGCCGUGAAGUAAUCACAAUUUACUCUUAACCCAAGAAAAGAUUAUUAUUAUUAUAUUAUAUUAUGUUAUUUAUUGCAAGGCAAACCAAACCAAAAAUCAAAAGAGGAUAAAAAAUUUAACAAAAGUGAUUGUAAAAAGAUGAUCGUGAUGCGGCUAAACGAGAUGAAGGGGAAAAGCUAAGGUGCAUUUGGUUCACGUAAAAGUAAAGUGGACACUUCGAUUCUGACUAAGCCUGCAAUAAAAUCGAGAGCUCAUCUAACGUUCAUCACAAUUAUUACUAUCAUUAUUAUAUCCUGUUAAAUCUCUUUCAUUUCGAUCUCAUCACAACCCUUUCUUACUAUUCUAUCCUCCAAAAUUGUUUUCUUCAUUUUUCAUCAUCAUCAUGGACUCUCUUCUCUCUCUUUCUUUCCAAGUCAUACUCAAUGAUGACCAGCGAACACUGAUUUAGAUAUAUUAAUCAUCAAAUUUAGCCAACUGAUCAUCUUGUAGUGAUUAAAUUUAAUUGAUUCAAAAACAAAAACCAAAAAUUGGAAUUGCAACCUAAAAUGAAAUGCUUUUUCAUAAAAAAAAUCUCAUCAAACUAAACUUCAAAAAUGAAAUCUCAUUGCAAAAAUGGAUGAUAAUUCUGGACAGAACUUUUUUUUCAAAUCUUACAAUUUGGAACUCAUUUGAUCACAAGCAAGCAAAUACACUAAACACUAAAGAAACUACCAUCAAACACUUUUACCUAAUCAAUCAACUCAUUUUGCUUCUACUGAUUAAAUACGCUCAAAUCAAAAACAUUUAAUGCCAUUUCUUUCGUUCCUCUGUUUCAUGAACGAUUGAAGAUAAACUAUGUAACAAAAAAGACUAAAUAAUUAAUUGGAAUAAGAGAAAGAGACAAAAAACAUUGAUUAGUUGAUCAAAAAAAAUUGUUGCACAAUUAAAGUUUAAAUAGUUGAAACCUAAA
Tetranychus urticae (two-spotted spider mite) is the source of this 4723-nucleotide messenger RNA. RefSeq names its product solute carrier family 12 member kcc (gene kcc). Gene Ontology annotation, molecular function: potassium:chloride symporter activity. NCBI's taxonomy places the organism in Eukaryota, Metazoa, Arthropoda, Arachnida, Trombidiformes, Tetranychidae. Gene Ontology annotation, biological process: chloride transmembrane transport; chloride ion homeostasis; potassium ion homeostasis. The record is from RefSeq and is a predicted model, not a curated record. Gene Ontology annotation, cellular component: plasma membrane.